AUGAGGACCCACCUGUACCCCACUGAGAAGACGCAAAUCCUGCAGCGAUGGGCCGAGCGUUUCCGAGGCGUCCUCAACCGCCCCUCCGUCAUCUCCGAGGCCGCCAUCGAGCGUUUGCCGCAAGUCGAGACCAACGUGGACCUCGACCUCCCGCCAUCUCUCCAGGAGACCAUCAGGGCCGUGCAGCAGCUCUCCAGCGGGAAAACACCCGGAUCGGACGCAAUCCCUGCUGAGGUCUACAAGCACGGAGGUCCCCAACUAAUGGAUCACCUGACUGCGCUCAUCCAGGAGAUGUGGCGUCAAGGCGAAGUCCCGCAAGAUUUCAAAGACGCAACCAUCGUGCACCUAUACAAGCGAAAAGGGAAUCGUCAAGUCUGCGACAAUCAUCGUGGCAUCUCCUUGCUAAAAAUCGCCGGGAAGAUCUUCGCUCGCAUCCUUCUCAAGCGUCUCAAUAACCAACUGGAACAGGGCUUUCUGCCGGAAAGCCAGUGCGGCUUCCGUCGUCAUCGUGGGACCACGGAUAUGAUCUUCGCCGCCCGCCAACUACAGGAGAAGUGCCAGGAGAUGCGUACCCACCUGUACUCUACCUUCGUGGACCUGACGAAAGCCUCUGACACUACGAAAUAUAAAGGACUGUGGAAAAUUAUGCAGAAAUUCGGCUGUCCUGAGUGA
Molecule: messenger RNA, 672 nt
Organism: Spirometra erinaceieuropaei
Lineage: Eukaryota; Metazoa; Platyhelminthes; Cestoda; Diphyllobothriidea; Diphyllobothriidae
Source: the annotation of a GenBank genome assembly